Eruca vesicaria subsp. sativa (arugula) is the source of this 534-nucleotide messenger RNA. The record is from the annotation of a GenBank genome assembly. NCBI's taxonomy places the organism in Eukaryota, Viridiplantae, Streptophyta, Magnoliopsida, Brassicales, Brassicaceae.
UGAAUCUGGCGAGUCAGUUCUAAAUAUUCAAUCUUUUGAUUCCUCUUCCAAUCUUUAUCGACGAAUCGCUUCAUCGUUGCCGUCGUUUCUCCUCUCUUAAUCACUCAUUCAUGUUCUUUAGUAAAUCUUUUCAAGAGAAUUGGUGUCUUUCCAACUCUCUCUUUCUUCUCCUGUAUAACCCACUUCAUGAAAGGUUUAAUCAAAAGCAAUCUCUUCCGAGGGGAAAUGUGAAGCCUUCGAGUCACUGAGCUUGCAAUCAAAGCAAUCUCUUCCCCUGGGAUUUCAAGCUUAAAGUUUAUGAAUCUCAACCCACAACUCCGAACCAUGAUUGAUUCGAAUCCUCAGUUGAGGGAGAUGAUGCAGAAUCCAGAUUCCCUUCGUCAGUUUAGCUCUCCAGAGAUGAUGCAGAAAAUGGCGACUCUACAACAAUCACUUUUCCCUCAGAAUAGGAAUACGACCAGCAAUCUCGGUGCUGGCGGCCUGAGUGGCACGAACCAAUCCUAUGGUUCUACAGGGUGCCUAAGUACUGUUUAA